AUGAAAAAAAAUCCUAAUGAUAAAAAAUGUGUAGAUCAAAAAUCAAAAUUAAUAGACCAUAAUGACCACGAUGAAACAAGUAAUGAAUGUGCAUAUAUAAAUAGGGAAGAUAUUGAUACAAAUCUUAUUAAUAAAAAAAUGUGUAUGCUCUUAAAACAAUACAAAAUAGAGAAUAUUAAAAAAAGAAAACACUUUAAUUUGAUAUUAUUAUUAAAAAAAAAAAAAAAAAGUUUAAAAAAAAUAAGAAAAAACAAAAAAAAUAUCUUAAUUAAUGACUAUUUAAACAUAUUAAACUCAGAAAAAGAAUAUUCAAAUAAAUAUGAACAAGAUAAGUUAUUUUUAAAUAAUAUAAAAAGAUAUGAUAAUAAUAAUAAUAAUAAUAAUGAAUUAUUAAACGACGGAUCAUAUUCUAUUUUUUUUUACAAUGUUUUUAUUAAUGGAUUAUAUAUAAAUAAAGACAGUGCAAAAAUAAUUAAGUCUACAGACAACCAAAAUUUAAAAAAAAAAAAUUCAAUCAAUAAUAAUAAUGAUAAUUAUGAAGAACUGUGUCAAAAUUAUUCAAACAAAACCAGUAAUUUAAAAAAAAAAAUUUUUUUUUUUAAUGGCCAUCAGGAAAUAUUAUCCAUAGUAGAUUAUUUUAAAAUACUCCUAAAUAGUUUGCAAAAUGAAAAUAUAACAACUAAAUGCUUUCAUUUUAUUGAAUAUGCACAAAUGCAGGAAAAUAAAGAAAAACAUAAUAUUCCCUAUUUACAAAGUUAUGAUAUAGAUAAUAAAAAAAACGAACAAUCAGUUAUUUCAUAUGGUAUUAACUUAUUUACUGAUAAAAAUUUAUUAAAUUCUAAUAGCAUUAAAGAUACUGUCAAUAUAUUACCAAAUAAUAAUUGUGAAAAUUUUCAAUCACAUUCUACUCAAAAUAUAGGUACAUAUGAAGAUAAAAAUGAAAACCCAAUAAAAAUAAACGAUGGAAAUUUUAAUAAAAUUUUAAACACUUUUAUGUCUGAAUUAAAAGCAUUUUUCUUUUCAAUUAUUUCGAAAGUAUCAUUAUCUAAACUUAUUGCUAAAUUAAUAGUAAUAUUUUCAAAAGUUUGCUUAUUAUUAACUCCAUAUUAUCUUAAUACAACUUAUUUUAUUGAAAUUUUAACUGAUUUUGCAAAUAUAAUUCCGAUUAAGUUUAUAAAAUAUUUUGUCAAUUUCUUUAUAAAAAAUAAAAAUGAUUUUAUAUCUAAAUAUAAACAAUUCCAAAAUAAUGUUAUUUUUAAUGAUGUCAUCAAAAUACAAACAAUCGGAGCAAAGUUAAUUGGUUUUAUUAAAAUAUUACAAAAAAAAUGUAAUAAUAAUGAAAAAAAAGAAUCUCAAAAUAUAUUUUUUCUAAAUAUAAUGUUAUCUGAAUGCUUGCCAAUUAAUCACUUAGGAUUUUGCAAUAGACAGUCUUUAAAAAAUAAUCUUAAUUUUUUUUUUUACGACUCUUUUAAAUCUCAUGUUUAUGCAACAAAUGAACACUCUGUUAUUUAUGAUCAAUUCCAAUUAAGCAUUAAAAAAAAUAUUGGAAAUUAUGAACAAUUAAAAAAUAUUAUUCGUUCCAAAGUACAAAAUCAAUUAUUCCCAAGUGAAAGUUUAAAUCAACAUGACCAAACUAGUGCAUAUCAAUUGAAAUAUAACGAAAUUUAUAAUCAUAAUAAAAAUCAGGAAACACAAAAUGAAUAUAGUAUAAUUCAUUCAAAUAACACAUCUGCAUCUAUUUUAGAUGCUCAGAUGGAGUCUGAGCAAAAUGAACCAAAUCCUGUUAAAAAAAAUAUCGAAGAAAAUAAUGAAAAUCAAAACUGCACCCAUAAAAGAAAAAUAAGCGAUAUAGCUCUAGACGAUUUAAACCCAGAGAAAAAUCAAAAAAUAACUUUACAUGAAGAAAUCAAUGUCAAAGAUAAACCAAUUGAAAAUUAUAAUGUAUAUAUUUCAUAUAUCUAUAUUAUUAUGUUUAUAAAAUAUCCAGAAAUGUUCAUUACAGAAGUAAAAACAGAAUUAGAAGACAUAUAUAAUGCAUUUAAAACAUUUUAUUCAUAUACAAAAAAAUUAAAAAAAACAAAUAUAUUAAAUAUAAAUACUAUAAAAGAAUAUCUAUAUAAUGCAAAUUUUGAUUUUUUAGGAAAUAGACAUAUAUAUAAUAUGCUAAUAUAUGAUGAAAAUUUUUUAAACAUAUAUUUUUUCAAAAUAUUUAUGGCAUUAAAUUUUUUAAAUUGCGAACUUAAUAUAUUAAUGAAAAAAAAAAUAACAAAUAAUCAAGACACAAAUACUGGAAAUAAAAAUCAUAAUACAUUUUCUAAUAACAAUAUUAAUGAAGACACUAAUAUUUCACCAAACAUAAGAAUAAUAAAAUUAAAUCAAAAAGAUAUGAAAGAAAAUAUUAACAGUAAUACAAGUACUACCACAAUUUCAAUGAAGAAUAGUCAUGAUAGUAAAAAUAUAAAAUCUAAAGAUCUCGAUACAAAAAAUAAUUCACAAAAUAAUUCCAAAAAUAUUAAUAAAUUUCAAACUUGGAAUAUAAACGAAAAUAAAACAAAUAAUUCAAAAAAAUUUAGCGAAAAAACUAAAGAAAUUAUGUACAAUUUUAUGACAGAUUUAAUUAAUUAUUUAGAGCAUUCGAAAAACUAUAAUCAUUUUAAAUCAUUAUUAUAUACAGAAUAUUGUUGGUAUAUUUGGAAAAAAAAAAUUAUAACAAAGCAAUCUAAAGAUAACUUUGAUACGAAUUUCCAAUUUAAAAAUAUAAGUAUAGAUAUGGUAGAAACAACUAAUCAGUAUCCUGAUAUCGAAAAUGAAGCUAAUAAAUAUAGUAAAAAAAUAAUAAAUAGUAAUUCACCUCUUUAUAAUUUAAUAAAUAUAAUUGAAAACUAUGAAACAUUAAAUAAUAUAAUGAGCUAUUAUUAUGAAAUAAAUCAAAAUAAUCAAAAUGUUACUAAAAAUAUUUAUCAAUACACAAAAGUUCUAGAUACUAUCCCUUUUGACAAUACAAAUAAUUCCCAAUCUACAUCCUUAACACCCCUUACAAAUAUAACCGAUUCAAAUCAAGUACCCAAAUCAAAUAUUACAUCUAACGAAUUGAAUAACACAUCUAAUAAAAACGCAUCUACUAAUUACACCCUUUUAAAAAAUAUGAACAAUUAUUUACUCGAAAUUAACAAAAUAUAUUUAAGAAGAGAGGGCGAAUUUUGGGAAAUCGAUGAUGAUGAAACCAUUACUAAUUCUAAGAAAAAUGAGAAUGAAAAUAAAUUAUUAAUUGAAAAAUUAAUUGACAAAUUAGAAGAUUAUAAAAAAAAAAUGGAUAUUGAUAAUGAUCCAAUUAAUGAAAUCGAAGAAGAUGAAAAAAGUAAAAAUAAUCCAGUUUUUAAAUUCAGGCUUGCUAAAUUAUUUAUUCUUAAAUAUAUAGAUUUGUAUACUAUUGUAAAAAAUAAAGAAUUCUCAAUUAAUUGUGAUUUCUUAUAUAAUUUAAUGGUACAAAUGGAUAAAAAUAUAGAAAAAAAAAAAAAACUUUUAGACAAAAAACAAAUUGAAGAAGAAUCCUCUGAAACAGCUUAA
Messenger RNA from Plasmodium berghei ANKA, 3567 nucleotides. RefSeq names its product conserved Plasmodium protein, unknown function. The coding region runs from base 1 to 3567 and encodes 1188 amino acids. NCBI's taxonomy places the organism in Eukaryota, Apicomplexa, Aconoidasida, Haemosporida, Plasmodiidae. The record is from RefSeq and is a predicted model, not a curated record. The transcript has a single exon.